Molecule: messenger RNA, 1692 nt
Organism: Diuraphis noxia (Russian wheat aphid)
Lineage: Eukaryota; Metazoa; Arthropoda; Insecta; Hemiptera; Aphididae
Source: RefSeq, a predicted model, not a curated record
AUGUUUGUCUUUGGAAAUUGUCUACCAUUAAAUAUCACUGAGAAUCGCAGUACAAUAGACCAUUACAAAAGUAUUCGCCCAGGGUUUAUUUUGCCAAGUCGUCAUAAAUUAUCCAACAAAUUCCUUAAUACACACUAUGAUAAACUGCUUCUUAACUUAAAAGAAAAAAUUWAUAAGUCAUAUAGUUUGGGACUGACUUGUGAUGGGUGGACAAAUGUUAAAGGUGAUAGUAUAAUUAACUUCAUAAUUACAACACCCGAACCAAUAUUUUUAAAAUCUAUUGAUACGAAAUCAAAUAAACACUCAGGAGUUUAUAUGAAGGAUAUUAUUAUUAAUGUGUUAAAAGAAUUUGGUGAAAUUAAGUUUACAUCAGUAGUAACGGAUAAUGCUAGUAAUAUGAAAGCAGCAUGGAGUCUAAUUCAAAGUUAUUAUCCACAUAUCAGUUGUUAUGGUUGUGUGGCUCAUGGACUUAAUUUGUUGGUUCAGGAUAUUACUACUGGAUUAGAGCCACUAAAAGAAGUUGUUGUAGAAUUGAAACAUGUAAUUAAAGAAAUAAAAAACAAACAUAUUCUGUUAUCUGUUUUAAAAGAAAAACAAAGUUUAUUGUCUGGGAAUCUGCCUAGCUUAAAAUUGCCUGGAGCUACACGUUGGGGUUCAAUUGUAAGAUYUAUGCAGAGUUUAAUCGACAAUAAAUCUUGUUUAAAGGCAAUUGAACUGGAAAAAGAUUUUAAAGAAUUUAUUUCAUUAGAAGUAGAACMUCUGAAAAAUGAAGUAUUAAAAAUUUUAGCUAUGCUUGAAAACAGACGUGAUUUUUGCUUAAAAAAAAUACAUUUGGCAGCAAACAUUCUUGACCCAAACACAUUUGGAAAAGAUCUUAAAGAUGGCGAAGACAUAGAAGCUAUUGAAUUUAUAAUUAAUAUGGGAAAAAAUAAUGCAGAUAUUGAAAUAAAUAAUCUAAUUUCACAAAUAGCUCAAUAUAGAUCCAAAGAAGGUAUUUUCAACAAAGAGUUUUUAUGGAAAACAUUGGAUUCAAARCUUAAUCCACUCAUCUGGUGGAAAGGAUUUUGCAGUAAUUCASCUGCUGAGUUAGCUAAAAUUGCUAUAAAAAUACUAAGUUCCCCACCAACAUCUGCAUCUGUUGAAAGAUCAUUUAGUAAAAUGGGACAUAUACAAAAUUUGAAAAGAAAUAGACUAGACAACGAAAGAGCAUCAAAAUUACUUUUUAUUGCUCACAACAAGAAUUUGCUUAAAAAUUAUAAUACAGAUGAAGUGCAGUUAAAAAAGRUAACAGCUUCAACUAAUGUUGUCCCAGAAUAUUAUGAUGAAAACAUUGAAAACCAAAUGAUUAACAACUACUCUAGCACUCCAUCAAAAAAAUCAAGAAAUGCAGGGCUUGAUUAUACUAUUGAUACUGACACUGAGUUACAUUUUGAAGAUCAAUUGAUUAUGUCUGCUAGUACUUCAUCAAAUUAUCCAAGGCAACUUAGGCAACCAAAACGAAAAUCGCCAAACAAGAAUAUAGAUCUAACUGAUCUUAGUGACACUAGAAUUGAAAAAAUGUUAGCAGAUGAAGCCAGCUUCAGUAGUAUUGAUGAAUCUGAUUGUGGUAGUGAGUGGAAGAGUAGUGCUGAAAACGAUGAAGACUUUUCUUUUGAACUUGACAAUGAGAGUAGCACUGAUGACUUAUUAUAA